Messenger RNA from Lathyrus sativus (Indian pea), 1035 nucleotides. The record is from the annotation of a GenBank genome assembly. Lineage: Eukaryota; Viridiplantae; Streptophyta; Magnoliopsida; Fabales; Fabaceae.
AUGGCGGAAAGCUCCUCGGCUCCACCCAAGCCUGUCGUGGUUAGGGUGAAACGAAAACCCUUCCAUUCUCCACUCCACGCUUUCUGGUUGGAAAUCAACGACAGGCCAUUGAAGCGCCCUCUCUUGGAUUUUCAAAAUCUAUCACUCUCCGAUUCUUCUCAACACGGGGAAAUUCAUAACAAGAAGGUUUUGGUACAGCAUGUGGAGACAAUAAGCAGCUCUGAGGUCACUUUAGAUAUUGUGCAGUCAUUUGUGGAACCUGGUUCUAAAAGUGCUUCUGAAUCUAAGUCAAAAGUUGUCGAAAGGAAGAACAUCUUCAAAAAAGUCAGUAAGCCAGAUCAGCUCUUGUUUAAAGCUAAACAAGAAAAAGAGUCUUCAGCUAAAGAGGCUCGUUUUGAGCAAAUAUGGAAGAGCAGGAAAGUAAAUAAGGGGACAUCUGUUGAAAAUACAUUACAAGAAAUAUGCCAGUUCUAUGACAUUGUUCGUGUUGACUCUCAAGAACAAAUUAAGGAGGUGCAGCACAAAGAUAUCUCCUUGGAGGAUCAAAAACUUUUGUCUAGUUUCCUCCCUUUGCUAAGAGAGGUUAUUCCUAAUGCUGCUGCAGAGAUUGAAGUUGAUAUAAGUGCUCAUUCCCAACAAGAGGACUAUGUUUAUGACCUCUACACUGUAACGGAUGAGACGAUUAAUGAAGAAAAUUCUUCACAUUCUUAUCCACUUGUUCAAGUUGAUGAUGAAGAUUAUUGUGACGGGCCUGACGAUUUGGAUUAUGAAACUGAUGACUCAAAUGCUGAAGACCAUCCAAUGAAUGACUAUCCAGAGGAGAUUUCGGAAGACGAUGAAGGUUCUGAUAGUGAAUCAGAAGAAAGUGAGCAUAGCAAAUCUAGUAAUGAAUUGUCAGAUGAUGACGAGGAUGCGGAUGAUGGACACUAUGGUUUUGCUAAAGAUGGUAUUUCUGAUCCAUUGUAUGAUGAGGAUUUUGAUGAUUAUGACAGUCAAGGUGUAGACAAUGAUGACGAUGAUGACUCGGACACUUGA